This is a messenger RNA of Salvia splendens (bonfire salvia), 579 nucleotides long. Its product is annotated as 60S ribosomal protein L9-2. Gene Ontology annotation, biological process: cytoplasmic translation. Bases 1 to 579 code for a protein of 192 amino acids. The record is from RefSeq and is a predicted model, not a curated record. Gene Ontology annotation, molecular function: structural constituent of ribosome; rRNA binding. Gene Ontology annotation, cellular component: ribosome; cytosolic large ribosomal subunit. Lineage: Eukaryota; Viridiplantae; Streptophyta; Magnoliopsida; Lamiales; Lamiaceae. The transcript is spliced from 3 exons.
AUGAUACUUUGCUUAUGCAAGAAUGAUACUUUGCAUGAUUUGCAUGGACACACAUCCACAGUGAUCGAGGUCGAAGGCCCCAGGGGAAAACUCUCCCGCAAUUUCAAGCAUCUCAACCUCGAUUUCCAGCUCAUUACUGACGACACUACCGGAAAGAAGGAGCUCAAAAUCGACGCCUGGUUCGGCAGCCGAAAAACCACCGCCGCCAUCCGCACCGCGCUCAGUCAUGUCCAGAAUUUGAUCAACGGCGUUACCCAAGGUUACCGUUACAAGAUGCGAUUUGUCUACGCUCACUUCCCAAUCAACGCAUCCAUAACUGGCAGCGGCUCUGCCAUUGAAAUCCGGAAUUUCCUUGGCGAGAAGAAGGUUAGGAAGGUUGAUAUGCUUGAUGGGGUUUCCAUUGUGCGGUCUGAGAAGGUCAAGGAUGAACUUGUUUUGGAGGGCAAUGACAUCGAGCUCGUGUCUCGAUCAUGUGCUUUGAUCAACCAGAAAUGCCUUGUAAAGAACAAGGAUAUCCGAAAGUUCCUGGACGGUAUCUAUGUGAGCGAGAAGGGGGCCAUUGCUGUGGAGGAAAAUUAG